ACCAACCGCGACCAACAAUACGUCAGUUUUAAUGUAUUUCACUCGAUUUCUUCGCGCAUUUUGAACCUUCCAAGUUUGCAUACUAUUGAAAAUCAGAUAUUUUCAACGACACUUUUCAAUUUUUUACGCUUUUUUGCGAUGUUGUUCUGUGCAAGCCGAUGUUGUGGCCUGCUUAAUUUUUCAUCAUCUUCUGGGACUUGCCCGAAAUGGCACGCACUUCAAAUCGCCUCCAGAUUUUCUUGAAGAGUUAGAAUCAUUAAUUAUGGCUACACCUCAGCACGCUUUACUCGCUUGUUGUGGGAGUGUUGGUCAAUGUUGUGGCACUAUUGCUGGUGUGUGGUAUUUAUGCUUAGCCAUACUUGUUUUAGUGCUUUUGAUUUCUUGCAAUGAUAUUUUAAUGUCUCGCUGUUAUAUCAUUGGGUUCCCCUGGAGCAAAAUGAAAUUAUACCAUGUACAUGAAAUAAUUUGUGAUGAAGAAAUUCAAGUCUUGCUUGUUUUAAAUGACAGUGACAAUGAUGGUCAACUAUCUUUGGAACAGAUAAACAAACCACCGCCUCCUCCCCCCUAUUCAGCCAUUUAGAAUUUUUAGUCAUUCUUAAAAUGUAAAAAUGUUGACUACAUGAUUCGUGAGAUGAGAUCAUCAGAUGAAACUUCAUUGGAAAAUCUUUUUCUACAUGUUUCAAAUAAACAAUAGUAAACUAAAUCUGAUUCUGCUUUUAUUUCAUCAUCGAUUUAGUUUCAUUGGAACUUGGAUCUCUAUCUUUAAAAAUAUCGGCCGAAAAUGCUAUUUCCUGUUAUCGUUGCCUGCGAAGGGGCUCUACUGCUGACGCCAGCCGGGUAGGCAACCUAACUGCCAUUUGGGCCAAGUGGGUUGCGAGCUCUCGCUGUCUGCAUAACUUGCAGAACCGGCUCGCACGGAAUGACGUCACACGCGACUGUCUUCUGGGUCCUGUCUCCUCUCCCCUCUUCCUCACUUGAUGCACAACAACCAAAGGUCUUUAA
Thrips palmi is the source of this 1002-nucleotide messenger RNA. RefSeq lists its product as uncharacterized. The transcript is spliced from 5 exons. The record is from RefSeq and is a predicted model, not a curated record. Bases 263 to 580 code for a protein of 105 amino acids. Lineage: Eukaryota; Metazoa; Arthropoda; Insecta; Thysanoptera; Thripidae.